UACCUACUAUAUGAUAUAGGGAAUGUGCGUUCAUUGAUCUUUUAAUUGUGCUGUAGCCUUCAAUGCCAUAUCGAGAGCUCGAUGUCAUACUAUGUACAAAAAAAGCUGCGUCAUACGAUCUGAUCCACAGACGUAGCUUCCGAAAAUCCCACCAUUGGACCGACAUCUACAAUUACUUCACAUUAUUCUUGCAGAGAACCCAGAAGAAGACUCGGCACUGCUCUUGUUCAUCACUUCUGUCCAGGAAAUUACCAUCCUGUGCGGUCUCUACUGCACCUACUAUGGCCAAGUCUAGCGCAUAGGUACGCCGAAUUCGACAACAACGGAUCCUUUAGCCUACGGCUGAGUGUCACCACGGCUGAAACGAAUUUUUCCAUAUCUAACUCACCUUUUCAUGCUAAAGAGAUGGGUGGUAACGGCCAGUCCGGCCCGAUCGGCUUGAAAUGGCGGUCGAAUACCCUCUUCGUCUGCUGCACAGUCGGCAUCGGAGCGUUUACGGAUCUCUUCCUCUACGAAUUGAUUGUUCCGGUCCUUCCUUUCAUGCUCAAGGAUCGUGUUCACGUCCCCGAUGCGCGGAUUCAAAGCACCAUAUCCGACUUGCUCGCUGUCUACGCCGCAGCGUCAUGUUUGACAUCUCCAAUUGCCGGUAUACUGGCCGACAGACUUGCUUCCUCCCGGCAGCUCCCAUUCCUUCUCGGUCUUAUUCUCCUGUUGCUGUCCACUAUCUUACUUGCAUUCGGCAAGAGCGUUCCGGUAUUAGUUCUUGCCCGCCUACUCCAAGGUGCUUCAGGCGGCAUAGUGUGGACGAUAGGACUCGCUAUUUUGAUCGAGACCGUGGGUCGCGAAAAUCUGGGGAAGACAAUCGGUACAAUAUUCAGCUUCAUUACCGUGGGGUCGUUCUUCGCCCCGACAUUAGGAGGCGUGCUCUACGCCAAAAUAGGCUACAACGGCGUCUUCGGCGUCAGCAUCGCGGUUAUCGUCGUCGACUUUGUUCUGCGCCUGUUCAUGGUCGAGAAGAAGGUUGCGGCCAGAUAUUUGCCUCCUAGCCCAGAGAGCCCACCAUCGUCAAGCUCCGAGGGUCUAGAUGCUACCGAAUCAACUCCUCUACUGGCAAACAGAUCGCAGGAGCUAAACGCGUACCACCUCUCCGAACCGAAGCAUCGCAUAACGAAAGCCUUCCCAAUUCUCCUUGUCCUCCUUGAUCCAGGACUUCUGACCGCUCUUUUUAUCGGCUUCAUACAGGCUCUGCUUCUCGGCGCUUUCGACGCAACGGUCCCUCUAGUCGCGUCAACGCGGUAUGGCUUUGACAGCCUGAAGGCUGGCCUGCUCUUCGUUCCACUCGCUAGCGCGGACUUCUUCCUUGGGCCAGUGUUUGGAUGGUGUGUUGAUCGAUGGGGUACGCGGCCCGUCUCUGUCAUCGGCUUCUUAUGGCUCGUUCCCUCUUUGGUACUCUUACGGCUACCCACCGAAGAAACUGUCACAGACCAUCUUGCAAUGGGUCACGAAAUCGCACUCUACGCCUCCCUGCUUGCUCUCAACGGCAUCGGCCUCGCCAUCAUCAAUUCGACAUCGAUAGUGGAGUCCGGCAAUAUCGUCGAGAAGUACUGGGAAGCGAAUAAGGAGUUGUUCAAUCAGGCGCCGUAUGCGCAAUUAUACGGCAUCAACAGCAUGAUAUGGAGCGGAGGUCUGACUAUCGGGCCGCUCGUCGGUGGAACCUUGAGAGAGAAAAUCGGCUAUGGCAACAUGAAUGCCGUAUUGGCAGGCAUAUGCGCGGUAACCACAGUAUUCGCAGCACUUUUCGUGGGUGUGAGACGUAGGAACGGUGAUGAGGGUAGUGACGGACAUACGUAGGGGAUAGCGGUGAAGCAGAUGUUCUAGGACAGUAUGCUUACACGAGCGCGUAGUACCGCCACAUAUGAACCAAUUUCUGCGGAAUAUGAUCCUCGGGCAAAGACUUUCGAGUUAAAAGUGCAUUGUGGUAGACUGAUUCUCGAAGCUUCUGCAUCCACA
Molecule: messenger RNA, 2010 nt
Organism: Trematosphaeria pertusa
Lineage: Eukaryota; Fungi; Ascomycota; Dothideomycetes; Pleosporales; Trematosphaeriaceae
Product: MFS general substrate transporter
Exons: 4
Coding region: 406-1851 (481 amino acids)
Biological process (GO): transmembrane transport
Molecular function (GO): transmembrane transporter activity
Source: RefSeq, a predicted model, not a curated record